Messenger RNA from Eufriesea mexicana, 412 nucleotides. RefSeq lists its product as uncharacterized. Lineage: Eukaryota; Metazoa; Arthropoda; Insecta; Hymenoptera; Apidae. Bases 89 to 412 code for a protein of 107 amino acids. The transcript is spliced from 2 exons. The record is from RefSeq and is a predicted model, not a curated record.
AAGCAGCGCGUUUCGAACUGCGUGCCUCUAUAUAACGGACAUCUUGGUUAUAUUUAAAACGAUCCUUUAUUAUUCUAGAAUAUCAGUAAUGGCUCCACAAAACUUUUGCUCACAUAGCUGUACCAAUUUUCGUGUCGUACCAGCACCUAUGUUAUCAUUGCCGCCAAACCACGUUUUACUCAACUGCAUUUGCCCUUGCGGUACAUACAGAACGUAUUUUACCAUUCAUCGAAACGUUAUAUUAAAUCAAAUGGCAAGAAGUCAACUAAUAACACAGAACAUGCGAUCACAGCUAUAUCUCCAAAGGCUGGAGGAAAUGCAAUUUCAAGCGAGAAUUCUUCGAUACGGAAAUCGCAAGGAACGCGAGACAAUGCAAAUGAAUAACGAUCAAGAAGAAGACAUCGACAGAUAA